This is a messenger RNA of Botrytis cinerea B05.10, 4087 nucleotides long. RefSeq lists its product as hypothetical. The record is from RefSeq and is a predicted model, not a curated record. Bases 178 to 3747 code for a protein of 1189 amino acids. NCBI's taxonomy places the organism in Eukaryota, Fungi, Ascomycota, Leotiomycetes, Helotiales, Sclerotiniaceae. The transcript has a single exon.
GGCCUCAAUCUCUCCUUUUCACAUAUCGUGUCUUGUCUUCUGUUGAAAGUCGGCAUUCACAAUUUUUUUGGUUCAAUCAACUUUUGGUUAAUACAUGCAUGCAUGUAAUAGCUGUAUCACGCAUUUAAUUUCGAUUCAUUCAAAAUUACCUCCUUUUGUAAGCAUUCCAUAAAGGACAUGCUCCGUCGAAAUAGUUCUAGUCGACCUGUUCGAAGCAAAUCAACAUUAUCAACCUAUCCAAAACACGAUUUUGUCGACCCUGAAGAGUCUCGUAUGCAUGCUCAUGCUGCAGCAAUGCAUGCUUUCAAUAGGGCCCAAGAGAGGAAUGGCACUAGUUAUGGAAACAGGAACGGUCUUUCACGAAGCAACACUACAAGUCAAGAAAGUCAAUGGCGGCCGAGUCAACAAAAUAGUUCUACAAGUCUUGAUAACCCAGGGCUCAAGCGUCAGCAGAGUGUUCGAUUUGCAGGCCCAAAUGCGGUAAAGAGGCGCCAAUCAGCGGGGAAAAGGACGGACCCGCCAGCACUGAACCAGAAACUAAGUACUGCUACUUUGGGACCUGUUGUGAUGACCACAAAUACUCCAGUCCCAGCAGUGUAUCGUCCACCCAGUCGUUCUUCUUCAAUUGGCAAAGCUUCACUUAACAAAUCAGUCGUUCGAGACUACUCUGCUCAUAAUUACGUUACCAACUUAGAUUUCGAUGAAUACUAUACGCAAGAGAACGAUGUGGCCUCGACGCCAUCUUCAUAUCGGCGAAUCAGAAAGUCGAGGUCUAUGUUCAGCCCCUUGUCAGCGCCAACCAACAUCUUCUACAGCAAUGGCAGCCCUGAUCGCACCAAUUGUUCAUCCACUCCGCGGACGCUAGAGAAUAAUGCUCCAUUACGGGCUCCAAAAUCAAUGAGCUUCCUCCGAGGGGGGCGGGACUAUUUCAAAUCUACAUCGUCUUGCGAAAGAAAUGACGAUGCCGUCCAAAUGGCCAGAGAUAGAUUUUUUGUUCAAGCCAAUCAACAAAGACUUCGGGAGCAGCCAUCUUUUCUCUUCAGAUCGAAGGCACAACGGCAAGAGAAGCCUUUUCGAAAGUCGGUUCGAAGCAGCAGCGGAAAGUCUGCAGCGACAUAUGAUUCGGCCGAAUCUAUGAGAGAGGGUGGCCUAAGAGCCAAAGCUCGCAAGGUAUCCCAAGGAUUAAAGAGCAAACUCCGAAAAGUUUUUGGCCGCAGCAAAGACGAACCCGUCGCUAUCCCUAAUCAACAGGUGGAUGCCAUUGAAACUCACGUUCGAGAAUACGCUGGACAAUUAGCGUCAGAUCAUGAGUCGUUCGAUGAUAUUCCUAUACCCGAUGAGGCCGCAUUUGCUCAUGUGGCAGCUAGAGUCCCAUCAUUACGUGCUAUUGCUUCAAGCCAGAGACUCAGAUCACAAAGUGGUAGUAUUCGUAGCUUACGAAGUGAUCAUAGUGAUGAAAAGUCCAGAGUAACAAGCUGGACCAAUAGUACAGCUAACAAUACUGUUACCAGUCAAGGAUUGCGUCCUCCGCCUAGCAGAGACCAAAGACUUUCUAUAAUCAAUGAAUCAGGCACGCAUAUCUCUAAAGCAGCAUUUCAUCGCCCAAAUGUAAAGAAUCAACAUCCAGCUUAUCCUGCAUUUCAUCGUCCUGGCUAUAUCCAAUCAAUUCGACCAGGAGGUGUAGAUAGCGCCAGACUUUGCUCUGCUUUGAUGAAGCGUCUCGACGAGAAUAGCCCAGAAGCAAUACUCGCAAAGUCAAAGAAAGCCAGCACUGAAACUCUCGGACUUGAGAAAGUACCUAGACAAAGUAGCUCCUUUACCAAUACUCUUUCACGGCCCAAGCCAUGGAUUAGACAGGUACCUCCUGACUGUGACCCAGGAAAUCAGAGCCAAAAUCAACUUCCUAACGUAUACUGUUCGAACAACGCUGGCCCAAUACCCGUCACGAGCGGCGAGGAACUACCUGGUCAGGCAAUCGACUCUGAGUAUCAAUUCAAAUCUGCAGGUUUACCAUUACAUAAUCCACAACUUCAAAGCCAAGACGAUGUGUUUUCCUCACUCCCAGGAUCUAGUCAUGGCAACUCCUUUCACCACGGUAGCUCAUUUCAUGAAGACAACUCAUUUCAUCAACGUGCUCACCAGCGUAAUUCAAAGUCUGCACACAGACGCCACUUAUCCGAUAUUGAUGCCGCAUAUGACCCUGUGCAAGACCCUUCAGGUCUCACUCCGCAGCAAGUCGCACAGCGGGACGAUCCUAUAGUUCCCAAACCAAAAGUUAUCCGCGAGGCAAGGUCUGCAUUUUUCGGAGGCACGACAUUUGCAAUUGACAGAGUCGGAAAUACAAGUCCGUAUCGUCGCGCUUUGGCGGAAAGCGACAAUUCUGCUGCCUACAACGAAGUGAGUAUGGCACCGGUAAAUGAUGACGUUUAUAGUGAGAGUGUUUACUCUCGAAGUAUUGGCCGUAAUCUUUCGGAGGCUAUGAGUAGUGAUACAUCGGUACCGCUCCCAAAUGUCCGUAUGCCGUCAUUGCCCGUCGAUGGCUCAACUCCCAAUGGUGGCGCUGUCAUUAUCAACAGCACAACCUAUCGUCCAACUCAUCCAAGACAGCGAGGUGACAAUUCCGGUGGUUCUAUUGAGUGGCAAACAUGGAUGUCGUCUGAAGUGGCAAAGUUGGAAAGACCAUCUGAAAACGAUCGCGUAAGCGUCAGCAACAUCGAACAAUCACUAUCACCCACGCCUACGAUGUCAAACUCCUUUCACAUUGUGCACAGAAGAGAAAAGGCUCAGAUGGCUGAUGAUGAUACGGAUAUCGCUCAGAAGAAACUUCCUGCUGGUAAACAGCCGCUUGGUCUCAUUCAACAGAAUCUUAAUGCCCAAGUUCUUCUGAAGCCGAUUUUGAAAAAUCGCUCGACGACAUCUUUGCCUGAAGAUGAUUUCAUUGAUAACUCUAAGCCGUUUAAUAUUCCUUCUGCACCACCACUUCCUCUUAGAUCGAUAUUAAGACCAGCACAAAGCAAAACGAGUCUGAAAAGUACCUCGAACUCUCAACACGCACCAACCCCAAAUCCCGUCACUCAAACCCAGAAUCCAAAUACCAGCGCUCGCAACGUCUUGCGCAAACGUCUCUCAUCUACAACCCUAAGAAGCGCACCAACAACACCUAAUCAUGGUGUAGAAAAACAAUCCCCGAGUACGCGUAAUGUACUCCACAAACGAAACGUAUCGGAAGCCACGAUGAAAAGCGGCAAGAGUAUUAGAAGCGUGAAGAGUUUCGAUACGAGUGGAAGUCAAAGCCGUAGCUUUACCACUAGUCCGGCGAAAUUGGUCAAGAGGAGUGGGAGACCGGUGUAUAAUUUUACGCCGCAGAGUAGUCCGGGUACGGGUAUUGGGGCCGCGGUGGAGAGACAGUUUGGGAGUGCGAACGCGAAGCCGAAUGCGAAUACGAGUGGAGGUUUGUAUGGAACGGGGAGAUCGAGAGUGAGGGCUGGGGGCAGGGAAAAUGAAAGGGUCGGUGGAGGCGGCACGGAUGAUGUUUAUGGGGUUGAGGGAAGUGGGGUGGGGGAUUCGAAUGGGUUGGGGUUGGGGUUGGAUCAACAACAGGUGGGUAGUAAACAGAUGGUGGAUAUGUUUUUGAGUAGUAGACGAAAGAGAAUUGCUAGUGUAGGGACGAUCGCGGGGGGGAGUAUGGGGGGUGAUGGGGGUGGGAGGAGUGAUGGUGGAAUGGAUGAUGGUGCGGUGUUUCUUUAGGCGUGGGGAUUGGUGUAUGAGUAUUGGGAAUAGAUGAGAGGGUAACGAAGUCAUGACUUAUGGAUUUGGGUGCUUGAGACCAGGAUUAGGAUUAGGAUUAUGUAUAUAUUUUUAGCGGGUAUAUCAUGUAUUAUACUUGGUGACUCGGUUACUGGGGAUUGGAGAAUAGAACAAUAAAGCGCUUGUGAGAGGGCUGAUAUAGUAUGGAUUAGGGUCGAUGACAUUACUUUUGCUUUUCUUUUCUUUUUUAGAAAAUUAGAGUUUAGUGUAAGUAGACAGCUGGUAGAGUAGUGUAGUGUAGUGCCAGUAUGAAUGGUAGUUGAGGUAUGGAAAAUAUUAG